Messenger RNA from Thecamonas trahens ATCC 50062, 1071 nucleotides. Its product is annotated as methanol dehydrogenase regulatory protein. NCBI's taxonomy places the organism in Eukaryota, Apusomonadida, Apusomonadidae. The record is from RefSeq and is a predicted model, not a curated record. The coding region runs from base 1 to 1071 and encodes 356 amino acids. The transcript is spliced from 2 exons.
AUGUCCACAAGCCUCGCUGGACAGUUGCCGAGCCUCCUCGCUGAGGUAAGCGGGAUGAGCGCGCCACGCGAGGUGCUCCACGGCCUCAUCACCUCGGUGGUGUCGGGCACGCACCUGGUGGUCGACGCACCGCAUGCUGACUCGCCUGCCCUCACCGCCCUCCGCAACCUUGUCCGCACGCUCGUCCCGACCCCACUGGGCGCACUGGCAACAACGACGCUGUCGCAGGCAACAACGCCUGCAUCGCUGCUCGACUCGCUGCUGGUGAGCCAUGGGAAGGAUGCUGGCGAGGUGCCGCCGGAUGUGGCUGCGCCGGCCUCUCUGCCGGUUGUUACGUCAGGCUUGCAGCUGCCGGCAUCGUCGUCGCCUGGGACAGGCGGCAAGGCAUCAGCGCUGUCGUCGGCGCCGACCUCACCGGCUGGCGGCUAUUUCCCGCCGCUGAUGGCUACCGAUGAGCUGCGUCGCGUGGCGCCGGUGUGGAUGGUGGUUGGGCUGGACAUGACCCAUAAGUCUGUCCAGCGUGCCCUUCUCAAGACGCUCUCGUACGGCCGCUUCUCGCUCGGCGGCACGGUGUACACCCUCCCGGCCAACUUUGUCAUGGUGGCAGUCUGCACCGGCGCUGAUGCCGGGCACGUCACCUCGCCGUUGCGCGACUACUUUCUCACCCGGGUCUCGCUCGGUGCCUCGGCCCGCAUCGAGUGCCCGUACCCGUCGGCCAAGGCUCGCUCCUUCCCAUACACUGCCGGUGACCUGGUCGAGAUGCGGAUGGAGCUGGCCCGGGUCUACCUCCAUCCAGAUGUCCUCGCCUACAUGAAGGCGCUUGUCUACGCCCUCCGCCAGGACCCGUGCGUGGCCGAGGGCAUCACUGCCCGCGCCGUACCUGCCCUCUCCAUGGCCGCCCGCGUCUCUGCCCUCCUCAAGGAUCGCCUCUUUGUUACCCCUGCCGACAUCCAGAUCGUCAUCGGCCCCGUCCUUGCCCACAGGAUCAGCCUCACCUCGUGGUCCUCUUCCGAUGCCACCGUCCUUGACCUCCUCGAGGACCAUGUCUCUGCCAUCGACCCUCCUGUCUAA